AUGCCGCGAAAGCAUCUAAUUGUUCGGAAAAUUCUUGAAAAUGUUCCUCCAAAUCACUUUAUGCCUCGACCCUACUACCUUGAUUUGUUGGAUUCAGCAGAGACGCGAAACACAAUCAUAUGCACAGAUGAGGAUGUUACACUCCAGUUCCUGGCUCAAACGCUCUUUGGAGACAUGGCUAUCAAAUAUCCUGGGAAAUGUAUGGUCGUUAUCAUUUCGGAUGACAGCCUAGUUGAAAGUGCAGCUGACACUUUUAAGUAUGUUACUGACACUCCCGUCCAAGUGGUUUCUGAUGCUCUCACUGACAUUUCAACCACUACCAAAGUCGUCUUUAUGUCUGCUGAAACGGCUGGAGAUUUAUGCUGUGGUGAAAAUCCUGUCCUAUCCCUUCCUGAGCAGGCAUUUCUUCUUAUAUUGGAUAACUGUGAACUCGUUCUGUCAUCGGGUCAUCCCUACCAGAGACUAUUUCCGUACUCAAAGGAUCACCUUAGCGAACAUCAAAUUGAAGAGAUUUGGAACCGAGAUCCCUCAUUUUAUUCAUCCAUCUCUCCAAGCUAUCGAAUUCUUGCGUUAACAUCCACUAUCCUCCCAGUCGGGUGUUCUGAUCAUCUCCUUGCCAAACGCUACAUUUGUUCGUUGGAGGAUCGUUUGGGUUGUAGGCUGGAGACCACCUCGGAGUUAAUUAAUCUCCUCUCCCUUGGUGCUCAACCAGAAGAAGAGGAGAUUCCACUCCCACUUGCGGGAAAUACUGGUGAUGGUCAGCAUUCGAUUCGUGAAACAGUCCUGUGUCUUCUUAAAGAGGCUCGCGAUUUUCUGAGUGACGUAGACUUCACUGGAUCAGAGGAGAAUGUUGCUACUACAGGACAACGUGUUAUAAAUGUUCCAUACUACUGUUUCCGUUCCGUGGCACAAUGUGAAUCCAUAACGAAGGAAUUGGGUGUCUACUGUGGGGCGCUCAUCGCUCGGGUCUUUUUGCGCCACCUAUAUCGUUUAGAGCGAGCUAGAGCAAGCAUUUUGGAGGCUAGAAGACAGCUUGAGCAUGGAGAGGACUUGCUGACGCGCAUCCUUCGCUACACGGCUACUCAGCUAUCAAUGAUUGCACGACUGUUUCAAACUGUCUGCGACAAUUGCAUGACGCGGGAGGAGAUACGUGCCCUAGCAUCGCCCAGAGUUCUGCAAUUGAUGGAUCGGUUGCGUACACUAAAACCAACAGGAUCUUACCGGAUCGAAGCUGUGUGGAGGGCAGAAGGUGUCAGUGAGGACACAGGUUCAGAUUCUGAUGGUGUGAGUGGCGGAGUGGCCUCUCAUGGUAGUUGGGGGAGCAGCGGACGGCGAUUCAAACCACGCGGUAGAUCUACUUCUUCUGGCUUCAUAGCCCCACAUGGAUUUGAAGCCAUGAGUGCAGGUGACGAUGAGGAGAGUUCUGAGUACGGUGAAGGUUAUGAGGACUCUUCAUUUUCAGGCAUAGACUCGAUCUGCUCAGAAGAUGAUAAUGACAUUGAAAGCACCGGCAAUGGUGACAGUACUGAUAAGGAUAGCGUCAAUGGUAACGAUGAAGUAGAAAGUGGAGGAGAAAGUGACGCUACUGAUGUCUCUAUGGGUCUAUCUUCCGGCAUUCGACGUAAAUCCACUCGAAGACCAUGUCGUAGACCUUCCAAAGCGCGCUCUUCUCCCAUCAUCCGUGGCGGUCGCGGUGGCUCUCGCCUUGUAUACCGCGUACUUCCUGAUAACCCUGAUAAGGAGAAUACCGUUCCUCCUCUCUGCGGUCUUCUCCUAGUAGGUGGGUGUCAGUUCUCCGCCUACGCAUUGCCCCGAUUCAUCGAAGAGUACUGCAAUUGGGAUCCCGAAAUAGCCUUUGUCCGUCCUGGCUACUUCUUUGUGCCUGGCUCUUCUGAGCACUUGAAAACUCUGACGCUCUCUACGGACGUGGGCAGCGCACAGGAAGAGACAGUGGCAAAUUUUCGUUGUGGUGGUGAAGUAAACCUUCUCGUGACCACCCAAUCGGGCCUGGCAGCUGCCUCUUCUCUCCCACGCUGCAAUCUCAUUGCUUUAUUCCAUCCAUCCACUUCCCUUGCCACAUACCUCUCAGCAAAGUCUCGUUUACGAUUGGUUGCAGUUAAAUCUACAAAAGCCCACUUCUGGCACUUCUUGGGAUCCGAUGGAGUAUCUCUGCGGAAUCGCCUGUCCGAAAAUUGCGCAAUGGUUCAAUCGUUCCUCCUCCCCACCCCCUAUUCGUUCCGUUUAGAUGCUUUCAUGAUUUUCUGCGCUUCUAGCUUUCAAGAAAUGGAGCGAAUGUUGGUCCAACGGUGCAGCAAUUCUAAUCUUAUUGCUGAUGAGCAUGACGUGGAUGCUGAUUACGUUAAUGAAAAGUUUACCUUUCUGCCCAAAAAAAAAGCUUGUCGAGCAAUAGAUGUAGUGAACCACUACUGUGCUCGUCUGCCCUGCAACUUUAUGACGCGUUUGGCGCCGCGUUGGCGCCUUACUAUGCGCCACCUGGCAGGCAACUCAAGCGGAGCAGUAGAAGGUGGGGAUCCUACAGCCCUUCUCACCUGUCCUGAUCCUUCUCACGCUGCUGUCGGGGGUAACACAAUGGUUUACUGCUGUGCUCUGCAAAUGCCAAUUAACUCACCCGUCCGUGGGGUGAUUUGGAGUGAAUGGUCACUGUGCAAGAAGAUGGCCAAGUACUCUGCAGCUGUGCGUGUGGGCCAGUUGUUAAUGGAAGCACGAGAAAUAGAUGUACGCGGACGCCCUAUCCUUCGCCAUACACCGAUAGCUGCUGUUGCUGCAGCCUCUCGACGUUUGCGUACUACCCGUGAACGUUCUCCACCUAAGCACAAAUCGAGCUACUUAAUUAAGACCCCAGAUGCACUGACCAAGUGUCUUGCUAGAGAGGAAAGGGGAUUUACGGGGCAGAAUCGUCUCUAUCUUAUCGAUAUUCGUCACCUUGACACCGCCCUGAGUCGCUUGCAGCGGGAACAAAGGAGCCAGGGCACCUCCUCUCACAUUGACUUUUUCCCUGAGGCAGAGAAUCGGGGCUUUGCUAUGCUCACCACAAAGCCUAUUCCAUUUAUCCCCGAGUUUUCAAUAUUUACUCGUUCCGGUGAGGAAACAGUGCAUAUUUACGAGACCUCCUUCUGUCCGCCUCUGGGUAUUGAUCAACUCAAUAAACUUUCACGUUUCCAUAGGAUCAUUUUCAAGUCGGUAUUGCGGUUUGAAAAGGACUGCUUGAUGCAGUUCAAUUUGGUUGAUGCGCCCUGCCAACUUCUUAUUGUGCCAGUGAAACAAGACGUCCAGGAGAUCGAUUGGGAUAUCGUAAACCUCUGUCUCAAUUCUUAUAUUCCCUCAGUUGGUGACUGUCGACUCCCGGUUCGUAGGCGACCCGCUCCGCCAUUACGACUUCCCACUGAACCAGUGCCCCUGACACAACUUCUUUCCCAAACUGUCAGUUCCCGAACUGUCUUUCAUUUUGUACCAAACGACUUUAUUAAUGCUGUUCUCACACCGACCUACCGCAACGUGGAGUACCCGCCACGCUACUACGUUGUUGCUAUUAGAAACGAUCUGUCUCCAGCCACGAGUUUCCCUUCACCUCAGUACGCCACCUUCGCAGACUACUAUGCGUGCAAAUAUGGUCUACAUCUAAGUGGAGCGCCGUCGGACCAGCCGCUGCUAGACGCCGCCUAUGCCCCUCUUCGCCUUGCUCCUCUUCUAGUGCCGCGAGGCUGCGCUGUGCAACGAAAAUCGAAUGACGGCGCCUCUGCUAACGCAAACUCGAGUUCAAAGCACACCCUACCGCGACAUAUACAACUCCUAGUACCUGAGUUCUGCCAUCGUCAUGCGAUGCCUGCCACUGUUUGGCAAAAGGCGAUCUGUCUGCCCAGUAUUCUCUACCGCCUACAGCACCUCCUGCUCGCGGAAGAACUGCGUUCGGAAAUCGCGCGGGAGACUGGGUUGGGAGUCAUUACGCCUCCACAUCGAUUCUGUUUUCCACCCCUCCGUUGUAGCUUUACACCACAGCCACAGUCGCCGUCACCAGCUCCAUCACCCCCGCCAUCUUCUAGGAAACAAGAGGAUCCGGACGAUCAAGACUCUGAGCCUGAAGUCGUCAAGCUGACCCUUUCCCCCCCACUCCACUCCGAACCUCGAAACCCUAUCAACGACUUCCAUGCCCUUCUGCAGGAAUCCGAUGCAUUGGAUUUCGAUGAAGUGGAGAAACCAAGUCCAGUGGGGGAUGAGGAAGAAGAAGAAGAGGUGGAUGCAAAAAGUGUGGACAGUUUUGAGGAGAACGCUACAAGUCUGUGUUUCUUUCCGCCUGAUGAUGAUGAUGAGACAGAAGAUGCCGAGAGACAGAUAGUUUAUAAACCCGGCCCUACAAUGAUUUUACAAUCACUGACGCUGUUGGGAGCAGGCGAUUUUAUCAAUAUGGAAAGGUUGGAAACGAUUGGGGAUAGUUUUUUGAAGUUCGCCGUUACCAUGGAUCUAUUUUUGCGAUAUCCCGAAGCACAUGAAGGUCACCUCAGCUCAUUGCGAAGCCAAAUUGUUGGCAAUUCGAAUCUCUACCGGCUUGGAUGUGAGAAAGAUCUGACUGGAAGAAUUGUGGGGACGGCUUUUGAACCACACGAAAAUUGGUUGCCACCGUGCUACGUUUGUGCUUCUGGUCCCACAGCUAAUGCUGCCUCCACCAGAAUAAAGAGUCAGUAUCCUUCGUUGACGCAUCAAUUCUUGACCAACAAGUCCAUUGCCGACUGCGUCGAAUCGCUGGUUGGUUGCUAUCUCACUGAACGGGGCGAGCGAUCUGCCCUGAAGCUUCUCCAGUGGUUUGGCAUCAAAUGUCUCCCAUCUCCAGACGAGAUCCGACCAGUAGGAUCACCUUGGAAAUUGCCCCAAGAAAAGCCUCUAUCAAAGGCUGAAGAAGCAGCUGUUGAAAGGGUUUACUGCGCUGGCCGAUUUUCUAAAUUAGAGAAGAUCAUUGGCUACACUUUCAAAAAUCGCAAACUUCUUAUUGAGGCUUUCACCCACUCAACUUGCCGUGAUCUGCACGGUCCUCCAUCAGAUGGUGACGGGUUUCAUGGCAGCGUAGCUAGCAUCAGCGGAGGCUACGAGCGCUUGGAGUUCCUAGGCGAUGCAGUAUUAGACUAUGCAGUAACGCGCUUCCUCUUCACCACCGACGCCACUGCUCGUCUCUCGCCCGGCGCCUUAACCGAUCUUCGCUCUGCGCUGGUCAACAACGUGGUCUUCGGCGCGCUAGCUGUACGCCAUGGAUUGCAUGCUUUUUUGCGUGCCGCGGCUCCGCCUCUCACUCGCACGAUGGCACUUUUUCUGCGUCACCACCACGACGUCGUUCAUGGCGAUCUCGACGUUCUCAUCGCCCCGGAGGUCAACGCUUGCCGAGAGAACAAGGAAGCAGGCGUGCCUCAGCCGGAAGGGGAACGGACGAACGAGGAGGUGGAGGUGCCAAAAGCCUUGGGGGACGUCUUUGAGUCACUAGCCGGGGCUGUCUUCCUCGACUCUGACCUGUGUCUCAAUACUCUCUGGCGCGUCUUCUUCCCUUUGCUGCGCGAGCGCAUUGAGCGGUACUCUACAUGUGUAGCUAAGUCGCCGGUUCGCCGUCUCCUUGAACUAUGUCCAGAACGCGUCAAAUUUGAAAGGCCUAUGGUGCGCCCUGAUGGGAAGAUGCGAGUUGUGGUGCGUGUGGCCGGGAUCGGUCGAUACGUGGGUGUUGGACGUACCUACCGGUUGGCCAAAUCAGCCGCUGCCGAUCUCGCUUAUCGACGUGUUACCGAAGCCUUCUCUGAACAGGUGUAA
Molecule: messenger RNA, 5805 nt
Organism: Hydatigera taeniaeformis
Lineage: Eukaryota; Metazoa; Platyhelminthes; Cestoda; Cyclophyllidea; Taeniidae
Source: the annotation of a GenBank genome assembly